AUGAAAACUGAGGCCAUUAAAAAAUCUGCUGACUUUAUCUUUGGAGAAGUGAAAACCCUCAAAAGUGACAUGAAGAACGUGGAAGUUAUCUGCCAGGAAAAUGAAAAGAAGGUGGCUGAACUCGAGCUAAAGGUGAAUGAGGUGGAGAGAUACCAGUGCAGGUGGAACCUGAGGCUCCAUGGAAUUCCAGAGCAGGCGGGUGAGGACAUCAAAUGCAAAGUUGUUAACAUCUGUGGAACUGUCAUUCCCGAAUCAAAAGCCAAACUUCAGGAAAAUGUAGACAUCGUCCAUCGUUUGGGAAGACUCAAUGAUCAAGACAAGAGACCGAGGUCAACCAUCAUCCGGUUCACCUACACGGGAUCUUCUUUGGAGGACUGUGAUAUGAAGAAAGGGUUCCAGUAUUCUCUUUACAACAAGAAAUGGACCAAAUGUAUGAAGAGAGCAAAAGGGGUAUUUUGUAAGAUCAAGAAGGAAAUGGUUGGAAGAAGAUUCCAGAAUCAUUUGACAUUUGUGAAGAACGAGCUGAAGAUGUUCAAGAGGAAUCUUAGUCCAGAACUCCCAGAAGGCUUUGAGAAACCGUCCUACAAUACUAUAGGCAUUAAAACAGACGUAAUAUUAAUAUCCUCUGUGUUAUUUCUUCAUUCAGAUGAGCUUACUGUGAUUUGCCAACGUGAACUCAAAUCUAAUCUAAAGAAGAAGUUUCAAUGUGUAUUUGAGGGGAUCGCUAAACAAGGAAACCCAACACUUCUCAAUAAGAUCUACACAGAGCUCUACAUCACAGAGGGUGGAACAGGAGAGGUCAAUAAUGAACAUGAGCUGAGACAGAUUGAGACAACRACCAGGAAACAAGCAAGACCAGAGACUCCAAUCAAAUGUAACGACAUCUUCAAACCCUUAACUGGACAAGACAAACUUAUCAGAACUGUGCUAACAAAGGGAGUCGCUGGCAUUGGAAAAACAGUCUCUGUGCAGAAGUUCAUUCUGGACUGGGCUGAUGGAAAAGCAAAUCAGGAUGUCCAAUUUGUAUUUUCAUUCCCUUUCCGGGAGCUGAAUUUGAUGAAAGAGGACAAACACACUUUCAUCGAACUUCUCAAUCACUUCUCAAUGGAAACCAAACAAUCAAGAAUCUCCAACUACAACAAGUACAAAGUUCUGUUCAUCUUUGAUGGUUUGGAUGAGUGCCGACUGCCCCUAGACUUCCAGAAGAACAAGAUCUGUUGGGACGUCACAGAGUCAACCUCAGUGGAUGUUCUGCUGACAAAUCUCAUAGGCUCCUUUUGA
Molecule: messenger RNA, 1281 nt
Organism: Salvelinus sp. IW2-2015
Lineage: Eukaryota; Metazoa; Chordata; Actinopteri; Salmoniformes; Salmonidae
Source: RefSeq, a predicted model, not a curated record